GACUAAAAGAAUAAUUUAUAAUUUUGAAGUAGUAUAAAUAUUAUUGCGUAGAGGCGUUGGAAAUGAAAAUAAGAGAAGGAAAGGAAGGAAGAAGAAGAUGAGUUUGAGGGCAUCAGAGGUAGCGAAGAAGUUGAAUCUGGAGCCUCACCCCGAAGGUGGGUUCUACGUGGAGACAUUCCGAGAUCAUUCCAUCAAUCUUUCGACUUCUCAGCUCCCCCCCGAAUACAAAGUGGAUCGCCCUGUGUCUACCUCCAUAUAUUUUCUGGUUCCGUCUGGGAGCGUGUCUCGCCUCCAUCGCAUACCCUGUUCCGAAACCUGGCAUCAUUACAUCGGCGACCCUCUCACCGUUGUGGAAUUGAAUGAGAAAGAUGGGAGUGUGAAGUUCACUUGUCUUGGAUCCGAUCUGAGUGAGAAUGAGGUGCCACAGUACACGGUUCCUCCCAACGUCUGGUUUGGUUCAUUUCCUACCAAGGACUUUACCUUCUCUGUGGAUGGGGUGUUCCAAAAAGGUGCUCCUAGAGACAGCGAGAGGAACUACUCUCUUGUAGGAUGCACCUGUGCACCUGCCUUUCAGUACCAGGACUUUGAGCUGGCCAAACCCUCCUACCUCCUCGCUCGCUUCCCCCAUUUGGACCCUCUCGUCACUGCUCUCACAUUCCCCGAGUAAUCUAUCUCUACUGCUUUUCAGAACACAAUAAUCAACAUCUACACGCCUUUCUACUUGUCUUUCUUGCCUUAUCAAUUUCACCUUUUCUUAUCUUCCUACUUCCUACUAUCCAUAGGGAGACUAGUACUAAACCUUGCCAACUAUAACUGCUUAUGCUUAUAGUUCACGUCCUUAAAUUAAUUUGGUUGAUUCUUCACUAACUUAAUCUGUAGGACGUACAUUCUUUUUUCUUCCACUAAAUAAAAAUUUAGAGGAAGGGGAUGAUGUCUCAGUUUGAGGCAGAGAAACUCCCUAAACUCAAACAACACUUACAAUCUAUCAAAUGAAUGCAGACUCGAACCUGCGACCUAUCAAAUGCGAGGCUCUGUUAUUUUCUAGUCGACCAAUCUUUUAGGAUUAGUAUGUAGGAUGUAGAAAUAUAGUUUUUAAGUAUAUUCAUUACCAUUUGAUAUCGUCUUAUGUGAAUGACAAAUAUUUUAUUGGCAGAAAUCAUACUCAUUUUGUUUCA
Molecule: messenger RNA, 1175 nt
Organism: Cajanus cajan (pigeon pea)
Lineage: Eukaryota; Viridiplantae; Streptophyta; Magnoliopsida; Fabales; Fabaceae
Product: RmlC-like jelly roll fold protein
Cellular component (GO): intracellular anatomical structure
Source: RefSeq, a predicted model, not a curated record